Messenger RNA from Cyphellophora europaea CBS 101466, 2136 nucleotides. RefSeq lists its product as uncharacterized. Gene Ontology annotation, cellular component: Sin3-type complex. Bases 1 to 2136 code for a protein of 711 amino acids. The transcript has a single exon. Lineage: Eukaryota; Fungi; Ascomycota; Eurotiomycetes; Chaetothyriales; Cyphellophoraceae. The record is from RefSeq and is a predicted model, not a curated record. Gene Ontology annotation, molecular function: histone deacetylase binding. Gene Ontology annotation, biological process: negative regulation of transcription by RNA polymerase II.
AUGGAUUCUGCCGCAGACUCUCUUCUCGCAUUAUCGACACUUGCAACAGCUGCGAACGCACCCGUGACCCAGGAGGAUGACAAUCGUUCGAGCAGUCUCAGCGAGCUCGACGGCGAGCUCGACGACGAAGGGCCCGAUGAGGCCGGCGACGAUGCUGACGAUGACAUCGACGACGACGACGAGGACGACGAUGAGGACAUGGACGAUGCGCCACAAAACGAAACACCAGACCGACCAACAGUGGCCGAUAAUGACUCAGAGGCUGAGACAGAGCGACUGGAAGAGUCGCCUGACAAACCUGGCCACAGGAAGUCUUUCGUUGCUACGCCCAGCAAGCUAGCAAAACCCGUCCUCCUGAAUCACAGUCCGAACGAGAGACCCGAAAUCGAGAGCCUUACAGAGAGCGCCAUCUCCUCUCCCAUUUCUUCUCACGACGAUUCGGACGACGAUCUCAGCGACGCGCCCGCCGAUAACGAAGAUGCAGAACCAGCAGUAGAUCGCUCUCUUCAGCUAUCACCUGGUAAAAGGAAGCGGCAAGACGAUGAACAAGAGGAAGAAGAGAAGACUCGCAGCCGCAGACGCAGGACACAUUCCGUUGCGAGUGACGACGCGAAAUCAGAUCGCGAAUCAGAGCCUGAAGAAGGACCAAGUCGAGAGAGCCGUGAGGGCACACUCGAACCGGUCGCCGAAGCCAGAGUGCCCGACGAAGAGCUGAGCGAGGAAGACGACGAUCGGCAGAACGGCGUAGAAAAAGACGUUGAUCAACUCAAAGGCAAGAAACGAACUCCACCGAGCCGGGUUUCGUCCCGAAGACGAGGCAAGGACGAAGCACAGGAUACUGAACAAGAGGCCGAUGAAGAGCCUGAUGCUGAUGCAGACAGCGAUGAUGCUGAGGUAGACGACGCUGAAGCUGUUGUAAAGAGCGAGGAAGAACAAGCCAGAAGAAUGGCAGCCAUGGAUGGACUGAGCGUGCUUGAGAAACAUUUUGCCACAUUGCGAGACCGACUCUACGACGAGCGCAUCGCGGCUAUUAACCAUGAGCUACAGCAAUUAGCAGAAUCGGUCCCAUCGCAUCCCGAGCUCCUCAAGCAAUUAGAAGCUGUCCGCAAACACCGAGACGAAAAGUUUGAGACUGAGCAGAAGCUCCUGGUCUUUAAGAUUGGUGCCUUGAAGGUCAAGAGUAUGUCUGAACGAGCACAAGUGCAUAGCGCGUUCUUCCAGACUAUGAGAGAUGUUCGCGAGAAGCAUUUGGACAGGCUCAGCGAGCACUUUUACCGCAUUCAGCGGGAGCGCUUCAAGUCUGAACAGUCUACAGCGAACUAUGGCAUACCAUUUGCCACCAAGCGAUCAAAGCAGAUCACUCAACAGACGGCGUACAACAAGGAAGUGUCCAUUCUCUCAGGUGUGGCCAAAUAUGUCGGCUUCCCAGCAGCACCAGACCUUGCGCAAUCAAGUACGAAGGAAAUGGAGGACGAUCUGGCCAAGAUGGGUCUUAAGACAGGUGUAAGUAUGAUCAACAAGGACAUCAGGCCGCCACUCAUCAAUUCGCAGGUCUCAAGUCAGAACCGGCAACCUCGGCCCGUACAGCGUGUUACCAGCACUUUCAGCAACAUCUCUGCUCCCGCUGCGGAGGAGCAGUUCCUGGAGAAGAACCCUUGGGCGAAUGCGCAGCAUCCCAUGCAUAGACUCGGGAUAAGUCGACAGAACUCCAAUCGCUCCCCUCUCCACGACACCACUUACCUCACGCCCGCCAACCAGCAGCGGCUUGGAGAGAAAUCCGCCUUGAUGGGCUCGGCCUCGACCAUUGCGGAAUACCCAUCGUCGCAAUUGAACACACCUCACGACAGCUCAGUUAUCGCCGAGCAACCGCCCAAUACGACCUAUCCGCUUAACGGUCGACAAAACUCUACCUCCCCAUUUGACACUCGCCGCCAUAUCACGAGCGCUCCUGAUGGGCAGAUACAUGAGUCUGCACAAAUCGGCAACUCGUCGCCACUAGCGUCACGACUGGGAACAGCUGCUUCGCCUUCGCGGGCAGCCAUAACGCUUACCGACAGCGUGGCAGACAGGUCAACUAUUUCGGCGAGAGCGCCAGGUAUAACGACCGGACCAGGCUUUGCGAUGGCGCGAUUUUAA